AUGUUCCGCUCUUCUGCUCUGCUGUCUCUGCUGCUCCUCGCCAUCGGGGGUUAUACGACCCCGGUUGUGCGUGAGCCCUCCCCCGUCAAGCUGCCGUUCGCCGUCAGGUUCAACAACGGCACCAACGGCGUGCUGAACGUCGUUGAGGCUGACCGCGCUCGUAUCAACCUCAUCAAGGAGAAGGGUGCCGCGCUCGCUGAGAAGCACGGAAACACGCACAAGCGCACGUCAUACUCCAUCAGCGUCACCAACACGGCCGUCACCUACGUCGCUAGCGUCGGCGUCGGCAGCCCUGCCACGUCUUACAGCCUGCUCAUCGACACCGGGUCCAGCAACACUUGGCUCGGUGCUGACAAGAAAUACGUCAAGACCAGCACUUCCAAGUCCACCGGCAAGUCCGUCUCCGUGAGCUACGGCUCUGGCUCCUUCUCCGGAACCGAAUACACCGACACCGUGACCCUCUCGUCUGACCUGGUCAUCACCAAGCAGUCCAUCGGCGUUGCUUCCACGGCGUCUGGCUUCUCCGGUGUCGAUGGUAUCCUCGGUAUCGGCCCUACCGACCUCACCGAGGGCACUCUUGGCAGCUCCUCGUCCACCAAAAUUCCGACCGUCACCGACAACCUGUACUCCCAGGGCACGAUAUCGACCGCCGCUGUCGGCAUCUACUACGCCCCCACCACCGUUGAGUCGACCACCAACGGCGAGCUCACCUUCGGCGGCGCCGACAGCAGCAAGUACACCGGCUCGCUUCACUACGUUUCCCUGACGAGCACCUCGCCGGCCUCGGAGUACUGGGGUAUUGAUCAAUCGAUCAAGUACGGCUCGACCUCGAUCCUCAGCUCCACCGCUGGUAUCGUCGACACCGGCACCACCCUCGUCUACCUCGCCACGGACGCGUUCGACAAGUACAAGUCCGCGACGGGCGCCAAGCUGGACAGCACGACCGGCCUGCUGCGCAUCACGACCGCGCAGUACAACGACCUCUCCGACCUCGUCUUCACCAUCGGCGGCAAGAAAUACACGCUCACGCCCAACGCGCAGAUCUGGCCGCGCUCGCUCAACUCGUACAUCGGCGGCUCGUCCUCGCACAUCUACCUCGUGGUGAACGACAUCGGCUCCAGCUCGGGCUCUGGCCUCGACUUCAUCGACGGCUACACCUUCCUCGAGCGCUUCUACACCGUGUUCGACACCACCAACAGCCGCUUCGGUAUCGCGACCACCGCGAAGACGACCGCCACCUCCAACUAG
Punctularia strigosozonata HHB-11173 SS5 is the source of this 1248-nucleotide messenger RNA. Its product is annotated as family A1 protease. The coding region runs from base 1 to 1248 and encodes 415 amino acids. Gene Ontology annotation, biological process: proteolysis. Gene Ontology annotation, molecular function: aspartic-type endopeptidase activity. The transcript has 6 exons. The record is from RefSeq and is a predicted model, not a curated record. NCBI's taxonomy places the organism in Eukaryota, Fungi, Basidiomycota, Agaricomycetes, Corticiales, Punctulariaceae.